GUCUUUGGCGGGUUUAUCAUGUUUCAUCGUGGACAGACGCCCAGUCCCCGCGUGUCUCAACCUGGUCGCCCUCGAUUCGUCCGUCCACGUAGUUUUUUUCCCCUAAUAAUCAGAACCCAUCUUCCAAUUUCACCGUUUAUGCAAUUCAAACUUUUAAAAAAAAAGGGAAAAAACAAUGAAAGAGAUGAAUGCAGAUUAAUGUUGAAGGGAAUGUGUUAAAAGGCCUGGGAGGUUUAGGAGAUAACAAGGAAGAUGGCAAAAGUGCGAGGGCAGACGAUAGCAGCAUGCAUGACAUGCCCUCUCUGUAACAAGCUUUUGAAGGAGGCUACAACGAUAUCUCUGUGCCUUCAUACCUUUUGCAGGAAAUGCAUUUACAGGAAGCUGUCAGAUGAGAAGUGGUACUGUUGUCCUGUAUGCACUUUGGAUCUUGGCUGUGUUCCAGUUGAGAAGCUUAGGCCAGAUCACAAUUUACAAGACAUAAGGGCCAAAAUUUUCCCUUUCAAAACAAGAAAGAUUAAAGCCCCUGAAGUUUUGCCUUCAAUUUCAAUGCCAGUUAAGAGGAAGGAGAGAUCAUUGUCAGCACUUGCAAUAAGUGCUCCCAGAGUGUCAAUGCAGAAUAGCAUGAUGGGAAGGGGAACAAAAGCUAUUGCUAGAAAGGCUGCAGCAGCACAAAGAUGCAGUUUUUCAAUUGAGGGGCCUUUCAAGAAAGAGGAACAUUCUCUGGAAGAUCAUCUAGUGAUCUCAGACUCACCUCAGACCCCAAUUAGAAUUGUUCAACAUAAAGGGCAGAAUUAUCCUGAGAAUGAACAUUGUAAUGAUCUGAUGCCUCUUAAAGAAAUGGACAGUAGUGCUGAACCAUGUGAAGAGAAAAUUGAUCUCUUGGAACCCCUAAAUGUUCUCGUGGAAGCUGCAAACAGAAACAACUCCUUUAAAGUUAAUGCACUUGUGUCUCAUCCCAUCAAAUCAGUGCCACAGACAGCCCCUGAAAUGGAAGUAAAUGUGCCUACAACAAAGGUUGAUGAACAUGGGUGCAGAUCAAAAACCCAAGAUACCUGUAAUGAGAUAAUCUCUCGUCUAGGUUCAACAAAAGUAAAAUCUAGAAGGCUUCAUACGGUUGGCCAUAAAGGAGCAGCAGGAAAUAUGUAUGCAUCAGCGCAAGUUAUUCUUGAUGCUGCAGGGCCUACGCAUAUACAAAGGAAGUGUCCGAUUUGGUUCUCUUUAGUUGCUUCUGAAGAUCAGGAGGGAAGUGUUCCAUUGCCUCAAAUAUCUGCAUGUUGCUUGAGGAUAAAGGAUAGCAGUUUGCCUGUCUCAUUUAUCCAAAAAUACCUUGUGAAGAAGCUUGAUCUAACAAGUGAAGCUGAGGACCUAUCAUCGGGGAAGGCGAUUGGCAGUGCUAAAGAGAGUAAGGGACUCUACUACUUUGAGGAGGCUAAUUGGCUACUUCUUGCAGGUGCAGAUAAUGUGCCAAGGCCAGGCCUUGCUUCCAACACAACAGCUGCAUAACUUGGUUGACUUGUGGGUAUCGACAGUGCCAACCUCUAAAAGAGUUCAAGCAUCCGCAGGCUCAUCUGCUAAAGACUUUGUCAUGGUCCUGUCAUACCGUAGAAGGGUCCAAGCCUCAUAAAAAUUGUCCCCUUCAGUUCAAGAAUCGAGUAUUGCUCUUCAGAUCAUAUAGACCAUCUGAUGAUAAAUCUGUAUUGUUGUGGCAUUCUUGAAACUUCUUUUUGUGUUCUUUUUCUUUCUAAUUUCCUCUCUUCAGACAAAUGCAUGGAUCUAGCCUAUAAUUUUUUUUUUUUUUUUUUUUUUCAAAAAUAUUCAAUGUUAUACUCUUAAAUUUUUUCACUACUAUCAUCUUGUAAUGCACAAUCAGAGAUCCUUGCUUACCA
Malania oleifera is the source of this 1886-nucleotide messenger RNA. Its product is annotated as E3 ubiquitin protein ligase DRIP2-like. The record is from RefSeq and is a predicted model, not a curated record. Bases 253 to 1503 code for a protein of 416 amino acids. Gene Ontology annotation, molecular function: ubiquitin-protein transferase activity. NCBI's taxonomy places the organism in Eukaryota, Viridiplantae, Streptophyta, Magnoliopsida, Santalales, Ximeniaceae. The transcript is spliced from 8 exons.